GAAUGAGCUUGGUUGUCGUUCAAGAAGAAAACUUCAAGGAAUUGUUGCGUUUGUUCAACACUAACAUUGAAGGUAGAAGAUCCGCACUCUAUGCCUUGACCUCUGUUAAGGGUAUUGGUAGACGUUUCGCUGGUAUUGUCUUGAAGAAGGCUGAAAUCGAACUUACCAAGAGAUCUGGUGAAUUGAGCGAAGAACAAAUCAACAAGAUUCAAGAUAUCAUUCUUGCUCCAGAAAAGUACAAGAUUCCAUCUUGGUUCUUGAACAGAAGAAGAGACUGGAAGAGUGGUGCCACUGAACACUUGGUUGCCAACGCUGUCGAUAUGUACUUGAGAGAAGAUUUGGAAAGACUUAAGAAGAUCAAGUCUGAAAGAGGUUUGAGACACAUGUGGGGUCUUAGAGUCAGAGGUCAACACACCAAGACUACUGGUAGAAGAGGUAAGACUGUUGGUGUCAGCCAUAAGAAACGUGGAUAGGUCCCCUAAUUUAAACACAAAUAAAAAAACAUUAUUUCAU
Messenger RNA from Naegleria gruberi, 513 nucleotides. RefSeq names its product ribosomal protein S13. Gene Ontology annotation, molecular function: structural constituent of ribosome; RNA binding. Gene Ontology annotation, cellular component: small ribosomal subunit; ribosome; cytosol. The transcript has a single exon. Gene Ontology annotation, biological process: translation. NCBI's taxonomy places the organism in Eukaryota, Heterolobosea, Eutetramitea, Acrasida, Naegleriidae. The coding region runs from base 3 to 473 and encodes 156 amino acids. The record is from RefSeq and is a predicted model, not a curated record.